Messenger RNA from Mesocestoides corti, 1044 nucleotides. The record is from the annotation of a GenBank genome assembly. Lineage: Eukaryota; Metazoa; Platyhelminthes; Cestoda; Cyclophyllidea; Mesocestoididae.
AUGAACAAGACUCUUGAUACUUCGGAGCCGCCUCUGGCAAACUACAUGGUGACGGCUCAGCAGAUCCCUCGAAGUGAAACGCGGAGAUGGACUGACAGGGGUUUGGAUAUGUGCAGGAAGCUACGUAGAGCAGAGAUCACCAACACACUUGAGCAAACCGACAGACUGCUUGAGGCGUUAGUCGGUGCGUUGUAUGCAAACCUCGGGAGGCAUAUAUUUCCAGCAUUCGGCCAACGACCAGGAGUCUGGAUUCCACCAGCAAGGAUAUUAUCAGUCGCAACGACAAAUAUCUCUGCCCCUCUCAGUACUUUCCUUACCACCUUCGAAAACCGUGAGCUGGCUGACGACAUUCCCCACAGCCAGGUGGCGCAUCUUACAGCAAUGCCGAGCGGGUCCAGCAAUGGUUCGGCUGGGAUGUAUGUCGGAAUGGGUGGUUUCAUUGGCGCUAAGGCCUAUCCAUGCGUCCCAUCACGGUUCUACAUGAUGGUAGUGCGGACAUCGCAAGCACAACGAUUCAGUCAGGCUUCGCUCGAUGGCAUUAAUUCUGCCUCACGGCACACUAGUGGAUUCCGUUAUAUUGAGUUCGGCGACUGCCAGCCACUUCACCCGGCAUCUGCUCGCGUCGAGGUCGCGUGCCCCUGCCACCACGGUCUCCUCAUUUUCUCCGUGGUGAGUCUCGAGAAGAGUAAAGGAUUGUUCCGACUGAAUUCUAAUGGUUUAUUCUUUUGCGUUAUGGUUUGUCUGGACACCCAGUCUUCGACAAGGUGCUGCAAGCUGUCGAGGAUUGACUCUUCUCAGUCGUGUCCAUUGGUCGCGAUCGCUGACGUCGAGGUGCAGGCAAAGGCUCUCACCAAUGAUGUUUCCAAUCUCAGCGUAUCAUCCAGCAAUGGCGACACGACCAUGGAAGUAAGCUGGACCUGCAGAAAUGCGUCCUUCCAGCAUAGGUGUAAGAAACCUCUAGGACUGCCUCUGUGUGGAAUCCAACAGAUGAUCCGGGCCUAUCUCCCUCCAAACCAGCGACUUUCACCGCCGCACCAGAAUUGA